Molecule: messenger RNA, 612 nt
Organism: Columba livia (rock pigeon)
Lineage: Eukaryota; Metazoa; Chordata; Aves; Columbiformes; Columbidae
Product: olfactory receptor 14J1-like
Exons: 1
Coding region: 1-612 (203 amino acids)
Biological process (GO): G protein-coupled receptor signaling pathway
Cellular component (GO): membrane
Molecular function (GO): olfactory receptor activity; odorant binding
Source: RefSeq, a predicted model, not a curated record
AUGUCGUAUGACCGCUACGUUGCCAUCUGCAAACCCCUGCACUACGGGACCCUCCUGGGCAGCAGAGCUUGUGUCCACAUGGCAGCAGUUGCCUGGGCCACUGGGUUUCUCAAUGCUCUGCUGCAAACAGCCAAUACAUUUUCACUGCCCCUGUGCAAGGGCAAUGCCCUGGGCCAGUUCUUCUGUGAAAUCCCCCAGAUCCUCAAGCUCUCCUGCUCACACUCCUACCUCAGGGAACUUGGGCUUCUUUUGUUUAGUGGAUCUUUAUUUUUUAUGUGUUUCAUUUUUAUUGUGGUGUCCUAUGUGCAGAUCUUCAGGGCCGUGCUGAGGAUCCCCUCUGAGCAGGGACGGCACAAAGCCUUUUCCACCUGCCUCCCUCACCUGGCCGUGGUCUCCCUGUUUGUCAGCACUGCCAUGUUUGCCUACCUGAAGCCCCCCUCCAUCUCUUCUCCAUCCCUGGACCUGGUGGUGUCUGUUCUGUACUCGGUGGUGCCUCCAGCAGUGAACCCCCUCAUCUACAGCAUGAGGAACCAGGAGCUCAAGGAUGCCCUGAAUAAACUAGUGGCGGGAUGCUUUUCACAAAUAAUAAAGUGUCCGUCAUCUGCUCUUUGA